AUGAAAGCCAGAAUGCGAUGUAAAGUUGUUUCUAUCAGAGAGAUUUGCAAUAAAGCAUUUUAUGAUAAGUAUGAAUGCCAAAAAAGAUUGAUGAGGGAGCAAAGCUCAAAGCUUAAUGAAAUUCAACUGUGGCAUGGUACAACGCAUGCGACAGUUGAGCAUAUUCUCUGUCAGAAUUUUGACUGGAGAUUAUGCAAAAAAGGACUUUUUGGUGAAGGAUCGUAUUUUGCCAAAGAAGCAAGCUACAGUCAUUCAUACGUUGACGCCAAUGAUAAGUAUGAAAUGUCCAUGUUUCUGGUUGAUGUAUUGGUAGGUGAUUAUUGGCAGGGUUAUUCUUCUUACAAAAGACCGCCAGAAAAAGAAAAGCAUCGCCUCUAUGACAGUUGUGUCGACAAUAUGAGCAAUCCAACGAUAUAUGUUAUAUUUGAGCGUGAUCAGUUUUACCCCAGAUAUUUGAUAACAUAUAAAAGAGUAUUGUAAAUAGUUUAUGCAUUCUUGUUUUGUUUUUUAUCUAAACUUUCUUUUGAAUUUCUAUUUUUGUGGUUAUUGGAGGGUUCAUUGCUAACAUGCAGACAAUAUGAGCAAUCCAACGAUAUAUGUUAUGUUUAAGUAUUGUAAAUAGUUUGUGCAUUCUUGUUGUUUUUUUUAUUUUAUCGUUAUUAUUAUUUUUAAUGUUGUCAUCUGAUUAUUCCUUGAAUACCUCAAUUAAAAGUCUCGCCAAUAAAAGAACCUGGCUUUGUAAUAUAUAAUAUAUAAUCACAAAACUUUGAUGUCAAAAAAUUUCGCAAACAGAAAAUUUUUGCGAAUCGUGUUUUUCUUAAAACUGUAUAAAAUUUACAAAUCAAUUGCAAUCCGUUUGCGCAGAUUUUAGCGGAUACGCUUUUUUAUAACAACGUGAAAAUUUAAAUUUGACUUUUUUUAAUUUGCCCUGGAUUGCUAAAGGCAAAAUUUUAAUUUUGGCUUCAGUGUUGAUUUUUAAAUUUUACAUGAAUUUCGCUUGGCAUUUUUGUUCAUUUAAGGAACUAAAAACUUUUAUAGUUUUUUAUACAGGUAUAAGCCUCGGCUAUUCAGUUUUUGAAAUUUUCAGCCCGAUAAGUUGUUUUGUAGUCGUUUAAGAUUAACCCAAAAGCCUUAAUCUUUGGUAGAUCGGUUGCUCAAAAAAUCGCAAAGAAGAAAUAUAUUUAAGCUUUAGAGCCCAACUUGCUUUUCAAAUAUCAUAAUUUCUAAUUUUAAAAUACCAAAUACUCGACAUUGCGUUUCCUGUCCACAGAUAUAAUUUUUGAAUUAUCCAAUAAAAAAAUUCAAGAGAAUAUACUAUUGAGAAUUAAGCAAGGAACUUAAAAUCUGGGAUUUGUGAAAAUUUUUAAUUAUGCAUCUUUACAUUUUAUCACUAUAUUUAAUUUGUAUUAUUUUAACUUUUCUUAUAAUCUGUUUUACACGGUUAUAGAAUAACUACGAGAGCAAAGAAACAUACGGACAAUUGUAAGGGUGAUUUUAACCCACAGGGCAUUAUCUUACGAUUAAUUUUGAUUUUAAUUUUUGAUUUAUUAAAACACUGUACACUUGUAAA
This is a messenger RNA of Hydractinia symbiolongicarpus, 1570 nucleotides long. RefSeq names its product protein mono-ADP-ribosyltransferase PARP12-like. Gene Ontology annotation, molecular function: NAD+ poly-ADP-ribosyltransferase activity. The record is from RefSeq and is a predicted model, not a curated record. The transcript has 3 exons. The coding region runs from base 1 to 480 and encodes 159 amino acids. NCBI's taxonomy places the organism in Eukaryota, Metazoa, Cnidaria, Hydrozoa, Anthoathecata, Hydractiniidae.